This is a messenger RNA of Heterobasidion irregulare TC 32-1, 1330 nucleotides long. RefSeq lists its product as uncharacterized. The transcript is spliced from 7 exons. Gene Ontology annotation, cellular component: cytosol; cytoplasmic ubiquitin ligase complex. Gene Ontology annotation, molecular function: Atg8-family ligase activity. Lineage: Eukaryota; Fungi; Basidiomycota; Agaricomycetes; Russulales; Bondarzewiaceae. Gene Ontology annotation, biological process: autophagy of mitochondrion; nucleophagy; autophagosome assembly. The coding region runs from base 49 to 1158 and encodes 369 amino acids. The record is from RefSeq and is a predicted model, not a curated record.
CUCAUCUGCCCAUUAUAUCUCUAGCGUCCACCUCGAUCAUCCUCAAUCAUGCAUGCCAUACAGCAACAAUACUGGGCCGUUCGUGAUUAUCUUAGUCCAGUUCUGAAAGAGAGCAAGUUCAAAGAGCAUGGGCGGAUAACUCCCGAAGAGUUCGUCGCCGCCGGUGACUUCCUGACAUAUAAAUUCCCCGUUUGGACAUGGGAGAAGGGUGACGCUUCCAAGGCGCGCGAAUUCCUCCCUACCGACAAGCAAUACCUGGUCACGCGCGGCGUUCCUUGCCUUCGCCGUGCGACUUCGUUAGCCUACACAGACGCCGACGAGGAUGCUGAACGUCUCCUUUCAUUCGGAGACAGCUCCACCACUGGAGAUGAGGCUGAUGAAUGGGUCGAAACACAUGCAGGCCGUCAAGCCGACCACGACAAUGCCAACAACCCAGGCUCUAUCGAUGAUAUCCCUGACUUGGAUGGCCCUGGUCAUGACGGUGCCGAUGGAAUUUCCAGCGCUGUAGGCGCGAUGUCAUUGUCCGGGUCUGCUGCAGGGACUCCAGAUAUGGACGAUAUUCCAGAUAUGGAGGAGGAGCUCGAGGAGGGCGACGAUGAGGCGACUGCGGCACCAACAACUACGGAUAAGGUGAUCCAAUCUAGUGAGGUCGAGGUUGCAAAGGGGAAUCUCUUGCAAGUGCGCACAUACGACGUCAUGAUCACCUACGACAAGUACUAUCAGACUCCUCGAGUCUGGCUUUUAGGUUACGACGAGAACCGCACACCUCUGACACCACCUCAAAUAUUCCAAGAUAUAUCAGCAGAUCACGCCUUCAAGACUGUCACUAUCGAGGCUUUCCCACAUUCCUCCUCUCUCCAAGCCGCUUCCGUACACCCUUGUAAACACGCCAGUGUUAUGAAGAAGGUGAUCGAGCGGAUGAAUGCAGGAGUUGUUGAAGAACAGAAGGCACAGCGCAAAGGGGGUGGAUCGAAGGACGCUAAGAAAAAGUGGCCGUUCCGCAAGAGCAGCGGAAUUGGAAAGGAUGAUAAGGCGCCCUCUACGCCGGAGGAAGACGACGUCGAAGGAAUGCGAGUCGACUUUUAUCUUGUCGUCUUCCUCAAGUUUAUCGCGUCUAUUGUGCCGACAAUUGAGGUCGACUCUACCACAGCGUUCUGAAUCUCAGGGUGAUUCUUAUAGAUCACGGAGGACAAGAAUAAACGAAGAGGAAGAAAUGGAAUUGGUAUACCCGAAUACUAUCUGUGCUCGUUUUGUGGCUGCUCGUACUGUACUAUGUUCUUCUCACAGAAACUGUAUGUUAUAGAAUCCGACUGAUCUACUAUUGAACGUU